GAUACCAUUUUGCAACUUAGACUUAGAAGUCUUGCAAGUUGGAACGAGCAAUAGAGUUGAAAACAAGGGAAAAAGAACACAAGUAAUGGGGAGUGCGACAUUGAAAUGGGUACUACAAUUACACAAAGACGUACCAAAAGCAGCUCAGUUUUACUCUGAAGGUUUAGAUUUCACACUCCAUCUCUGUACUCUUCGUUGGGCUCAUCUCCAAUCUGGUCCUCUCAAUCUUGCCCUUCUUCAACCCCCUUCUUGUGAUUCUGUCAUGCAGAAAGGGCAUUCUUCAAUGUUGUCAUUCAAUGUAACUGACCUUUAUGGCACAGUGACAAAAUUAACAUCAUUAGGUGCAGAACUGGAUGGCCCUAUCAAGCAUGAAAUUCAUGGAAAGGUUGCAGCUUUGAGAUGCUUGGAUGGUCACUUAAUAGGCCUCUAUGAACCACUUUGAGAUUUUAUCUGUAUGGGCGGAAUGAUAGCCGAAAGCAAUCCUGGACAUCUAUAAGACCUUCUAGUGCAUAUGAAAUAAAUAA
This is a messenger RNA of Amaranthus tricolor (Joseph's coat), 524 nucleotides long. RefSeq lists its product as uncharacterized. The record is from RefSeq and is a predicted model, not a curated record. The coding region runs from base 86 to 442 and encodes 118 amino acids. The transcript is spliced from 3 exons. Lineage: Eukaryota; Viridiplantae; Streptophyta; Magnoliopsida; Caryophyllales; Amaranthaceae.